AUGCCACCAUACCAAGGUAUGAGCUCGGUGUCCUUGGCUGCAUCUCCUCAGAACACAGUCAAUGUGGAAGGAAAGUUUGUGGAUUCAACUGUCAAACUUACUGAGAAGGUGAAACUGGAAUGCAUAUAUCCAAAACAUGCUGUGAUAACAACAUCCUGGAUGAAAUUUAAUGUAACUCAUAAAGAAAAUUUAUCUGUCUUGCAUUCAAUCUAUGGCAUACAUAUAGAAGAUAAAUACAAUGGAAGAAUUUAUUUUGAAAACACUUUCAGGAAAGACAAGUCCUUAUCCUUCAUAAAGAGCACUUUGUAGGAUGUUGGUCUUUACUUUUGCUCUAUUGUAACUUACCCAGAUGGAGUUUGGUAAAAAGUAAUAGAAAUUAUUCAGCCAGGUAAUCCUUUUACAGUACAGGAAAAGCAAAACAACAUAAUCAUGUUUACCAAGCCAGGAGGAAAUGUCGCUUUUACUUGCCCUUAUAAAAUUGGAGAUUCAGUGCAGCAAGUGUUGUGGGAAAGGAUUAAAGCAGGUCAGGUAGGUACUGCUGUUCUGUGCCACUCAUCAGGAAGGCAAAGUUUUGGUUCAGAUUUCAAAGAGCGCACGCUGGUGGAUUGUUCUGAUCAGGAGAACUCCAUUAUCAUCAUUCAAAACAUUACUGACUCUGACUUUGCAAUGUACCGUUGCAUAGCUACUGGAAGAAACAAAACCUAUAUUUAUCACAAUUAUAUUUUAGCAACUUGGGAUCAUAAAUUCUUUAUUAUCUACGUAGCUGGAAGAAUUUCUGCUGUUGUCUUACUGUUAGUUUUCCUACUGAUCUGCAUCACCACUGCUUAUUGCAAAAAAAAGAAGAGGAAGAGGACCACAGAGGCCUUAUCAGAAGCUUUUUACUCUACUCAGAUACGGAACACGGUAAGAAAAGGAGAAGAAUUGUCACCCUGGCAGACAGAGGAGAUUUAUGUCAACUGGAAAAAUGUGUCACACAAAUCUAAGAAAAGACCAUUAAAUUCCUUCCUAAGAAUGCGUUGGAACCCAAGUACAGAAAUAUCCAUGAGCCGAGAAGUUGGUAUUGUUUCACUGUUUGUAGAGACAGUCAAAAUACAUCCCUACUUUACUGAGGGUAAAAAAGGGGGAGAGGUUGAGGUCAAGUACCUGGAAUACCAGAUUGUUUUGAUUAUUUCUGUAUCUGUUGGCAUCUGGCUCAAAAAACACCCGACCACCCUCCAGGGUAAUGAACGAGCUCGCUUGGAUCUGAAGGUGACCCCCGCAAGUGCUGUCACUGUGUCCCGAGUCGGUGAUGCUGCAGUGAUGCCAGCGGGAGUCAGUGGGCUGUGGCAAGGACCUAACAACGUUAUGGGUGAAGACGGGCCAGGCCUGCUGGUGGAGGUGGGUAGGAAGGCCCCGAUGUCGAAUGUGCCACCGCGAUGA
Molecule: messenger RNA, 1419 nt
Organism: Calidris pugnax (ruff)
Lineage: Eukaryota; Metazoa; Chordata; Aves; Charadriiformes; Scolopacidae
Gene: CD226
Product: CD226 molecule
Biological process (GO): positive regulation of Fc receptor mediated stimulatory signaling pathway; positive regulation of immunoglobulin mediated immune response; positive regulation of natural killer cell mediated cytotoxicity directed against tumor cell target
Cellular component (GO): external side of plasma membrane
Source: RefSeq, a predicted model, not a curated record